AUGGCCGACGAAACUUUCCUCAAAGCGGAUGCUGAUGACGCCCAUCCUGAUGAUGCUGGUGAACCUCCUGCUCGAUUUUCCAACAUUGACUGGAAAGGCCGAACCUCUGCCUUGUUGAGCACCUUGGGGAACAGCGCCAAAUCCGUCAAUACAGAAGGAGUUGCAGAAGGCACAACGCAUCUGGUGGGUGGUGUCAUAACAGCAGGGGGGAAUACCGUCAAGAAUGGGCACAUUCUGCGAUUGCGAGCUGGAAUUACCGUCUGGGAACGCGAUAUUUUGCAAAUGAAACACAAAUUUGGUUUGGAACUCUAUGCCAUUAUGGACAGAAAUCGAAAUAUGGGGGACAAGUCGGGCGGUGAAGCUGAACCGGAGUUGGUAGAAGUCUAUACCAGCUGUGCCAACAACAUCUCGGCUCUGUUGGAAUUGCGGAAACGAAAACAUACGGAAUUGCUAAAACUCAUCAAACCAGAAGUCAUUUGUCAUCAGCCGACGGGUGAUGACACGUCAGAAGACAUGGAGAAGUUCACGGGUAGUGGCGGAGAGGAGAAAGAAAAAGAAGAGGCGACUGUGACUGGCAUGUUUAGCCGUGUAUUCCACAAGGGGGUUGAUUGGACUCGAACUGCUUUGGAAAAUAAUCAAAGGAAGGCGACACUCAAGACGGAGAUUGCCGAGCUUGACAAGGAUAUUGUGGUGAGAAAAGAACAGUUUGGAGUUGACAUGUACGAUACUAUGGAAUAUCUCGGAGAUCAGUACGAGCCACGCGACACUGAGAUCAGGGGUUUGUUUGCAAGUAUCAAGAAGGGGGUUGACGUCCCAUUCCUAAAGAUUCUGACAGCUGAAAAAGAGUUGGAGGAUGUUCGUGCUACUGGAAGUGUCUUGGUUUCCAAAGAAGAACUCCAAGACUAUAUUGAUGGAAAGCCCCAGCUAUGGCUAAUAUUGGAAGCCAACAUUCAAAAGGGGGAGGAUCAAUGCAAGAUGAUUUGCAUUCGCGUCAUUACAGAAUUGAUUUCUGGUGCAUUUGGCAAAGAAGCCAGAGACGCCCUGAUACGGAAGCGUGAUUUCCUUGUCUUUGAAAGCAAAUUCGUGGACAAUCCAAAGGGAUCACAAGAGUUCAUUCAUCGUUGUAUUUUUGCGUCGUUUGACGCUGAUCACAAUGGGAUUUUGAAUGGAAAGGAGACGGCAGAUUUCGUCGACGCCUUUUACAAAUCGGGAAGUGUCGUUCAAGGAAGUAGUAGGCUACCCGAACAAAAGGAUUUGAUGAUCAUGAUUCGUAAGCAUUACAACGAAGAUGGUGAUGGCGAGUUCACCUUCAAACAGAUUCAAGAUAUCAUUAAAGAAAGUGGGGAGAAUGUGGAUUCAAUCGCAUUAGAGGAGAUGGAGACAAAACCGAGUGAUGAUGAAAGCGCUAGUGAAUCAAGACCAGACGUAUUAAUAAUGUAA
Messenger RNA from Cylindrotheca closterium, 1440 nucleotides. The record is from the annotation of a GenBank genome assembly. Lineage: Eukaryota; Bacillariophyta; Bacillariophyceae; Bacillariales; Bacillariaceae.